CGUAACAAACAAUCUUUUGAAAUCAAACAUGACAAAACUGUUAUGCUUUUUGUGUGUGGUGUUAUAUGCAUCCAUCGUGCAUUCUAAGGUUUGGUUUCCUGUUUUCGUAGCCUUUGAAAACAAUGGACAGUCAGUAUAUGAUUCUUGGAGAACCCCAUCGAUGUGUAAUGAUCUACCAGCCAUACUUAAAAUAACAGGCAGGGGAAAACACUUACGUAACCAUGUUAUUGAUCACUGGACAGAAAUGAAUAUCAAUAUGGUUAAAGUUGAACUCUACCAAAAGAAUGAACAGGUAGUUUGGAUGACAUUUAAUGCACGAAAUACAAAUAACUUGAACUGGUUUUCAAAGACAAACUUGUAUCAAAGCAGUUUCACGGAUCUUUCAACUCGUAGCAUAACGAACUAUUUCUCUGCAGCUGGAGAAUCUAUUCCAAAUGUCGUUUCGAGGAGAUUUUAUAUUAGUCGACAACAUCGUGGAUGCCCAAAUGAUUUUGGUUGGUUAUGUAUUGCAGAAAAACCUGACGUUUGUAAAUGGGCUCAGUUCAGCAAAUAUCCAGUAUUUAUAUACACCAAACAAGGACGUAGCUGGAAUAGAGAUUCUGCUGCUGCUGAUACCUUAGUCAUUUCUGUUUCUAUGGACUUAUGA
Molecule: messenger RNA, 646 nt
Organism: Mytilus trossulus (common blue mussel)
Lineage: Eukaryota; Metazoa; Mollusca; Bivalvia; Mytilida; Mytilidae
Exons: 5
Coding region: 29-646 (205 amino acids)
Source: RefSeq, a predicted model, not a curated record